Messenger RNA from Pocillopora damicornis (cauliflower coral), 2218 nucleotides. RefSeq lists its product as uncharacterized. The record is from RefSeq and is a predicted model, not a curated record. Lineage: Eukaryota; Metazoa; Cnidaria; Anthozoa; Scleractinia; Pocilloporidae. Gene Ontology annotation, molecular function: protein dimerization activity; Hsp70 protein binding.
CUGAAACCUGACCUGAACGAAGUUACUUCUUCAUAAGGGGCAAAAAUGGCCUCAAAAUUUGAUAGUACCCAACUCAGCUUGCUCAAACAAUUUGUCGAAUUGUGUAAAACGAAGCCUGAACUGCUGUAUUCUCCACAGCUGAAGUUUUUCAAAGAUUGGGUGGAAAGCGUGGGAGGUAAGAUUCCUCCACCACCAGAAAAACCUAAAGAACCAGAACCAGAACCACCUCCAAAAGCAGCAGAGGAGCCUCCAAAAGCAGCCAAGGAGCCUCCAAAAGCAGCUGAGGAACCUCCAAAAGCAGCUGAGGAACCUCCAACUGAGGAGCCUCCAAAACCAGCUGAGAAGCCAAAGGCAGCUGAAAAGGAUAAAGAAGAACCAAAGCCCACUGCUUCACCAGAAAAGGUGAUGAUUAAGUAUGAUAGUUUUUUGGAAGAUAAUUAUGGUAGAACUCUGCUAACUCGAGCUCCCAUCGGAAACAGAAAACAGGUUGAGAAGGCUCCAGCAAAAGAACCUGAGGACAGUGAGAGUGAGGAAAGCGAUGUUGAAAUUGACAAAGAAGGAUGUCUUGAACCAGACAAUGAUGAACCUCAGCAAAUGGGAGAUGCAAGCAUUGAAGUUACAGAUGAAAUGAGGGAGGAAUCCUCCACAAAGAGAAUGGAAGCUAUUGCAGCAAUGAAUGAAGGAAACUUGGAUGAGGCACUCAAGCUUUUUACUGAAGCUAUUGUUAAGAAUCCAUCUGCAAGCAUGUAUGCUAAACGAGCAAGUUGUUUUAUUCGCAUGAAGAAACCAAAUGCAGCCAUUAGGGACUGUGAUGAGGCUGUAAAGAUCAACCCUGACUCUGCCCAACCGUACAAAUGGAGAGGACGAGCACACAGACUCCUGGGUCAUUGGGCAGAGGCAGCCAAGGAUCUUGCCAUGGCAUGCAAACUGGAUUUUGACGAACAAACUGAUGAGUGGCUGAGGGAAGUGAAACCAAAGGCACAACUUCUACUAGAGCAUCAGAGAAAACAGGAACGGAAACGUCUGGAGAAAGAAGAGAAGAAGAAAGAAGAGAAGAAAAAAGAAGAGAAGAAGAAAGCAGACAUGAAAAAGAUGAAAGAAGCUCAAGAAAAAGCUAGGAGGGAAGAAGAGGAAAGACAAAAGAGGCAACAGAGGCAAAAGAGGCCACAGGAGGGCACAACAAUGCGUGGUGGCUUUCCACCUCCUGACCUAGGGGCAGACCUUGGGGAAGACGCAUUCCCUCAUCCUGAGCCAGGAGGAGCAGCCCCUGGAGGGACCGAUACACCAAACUUGAACGAGCUUCUGAGUGAUCCAGAGUUGUUAGAAGCUUUCCAGGAUCCUGAAGUGAUGGCCGCCUUCCAAGAUGUGAGCCAAAAUCCAGCAAAUCUCUCAAAUUACCAACAUCUUCCCAAAGUCCAGAUGAUCGUCGACAAACUCGCCGAGAAGUUUGGUCCCGCGGGAUCUGGCCCGCCACCUGAUACUAGCGGGUUUCCCGGGGGUGGUUUUCCCGGAGGUGGUUUUCCCGGGGGUGGUUUUGGAGGCGGUUUUGGAGGUGGUUUUGGAGGUGGGUUUGGAGGUGGGUUUCCUGGCGGGGGUUUUGGUGGUGGCUUUCCGGGCGGAAUGCCAUUUGGGAACAUGUUUGGCGGCGGGCGGUGAAUAACAAUUGUGAACUCGAAUUUACUUUGGAUUUUUUUUUCUUUUUGCUGCGCAAAAGCAAAACGUGAAACAGUAACUAAGUAUUGUAGUCUUAACGACACGAAUCGCUUUGCGUUUCAAAAUAGAGCGACCUCUUUUGUUAAAUGUGUAGCCAACCUCGUAAUAGCCGAGGGCGAUAGUGAGUUUGCAAUUCUACUAUUUCUACCAGAAACCGAAGGAAGGGUCAGUUUGAUCUGGUUAAACUACUUAAAAAGUGAGGUCAAUUUACAUUAUAAUUUUCAGUUCACACCUGAACUUUUAGUCCUUUAUACCAACAUACUUAGAAAAGCCAUAGGCUGACGCAGUUUGCCGGAAUUGUUCCGUGGGAUGUUUGUGGCAUACCACGAUAACAAAAAAUCCGGCUGGGUUUCUUUUUCAUUCUUACUAAAUUGUAACGACCACAAAACUGAAAAAAGGCAAGAUUAUUACACCGUUAACAAACUUCUAGCACCAAUAAAUUCAGCACUUAAUCUCAAAACAAGUCCUUAAAACAUAAUAAAUGAUCUGUGGUUCCAAGAAAUGA